Alternaria rosae is the source of this 1080-nucleotide messenger RNA. RefSeq names its product acyl-protein thioesterase 1. Gene Ontology annotation, cellular component: cytoplasm. Gene Ontology annotation, biological process: protein depalmitoylation. Gene Ontology annotation, molecular function: palmitoyl-(protein) hydrolase activity; carboxylic ester hydrolase activity. The transcript is spliced from 4 exons. Bases 202 to 909 code for a protein of 235 amino acids. NCBI's taxonomy places the organism in Eukaryota, Fungi, Ascomycota, Dothideomycetes, Pleosporales, Pleosporaceae. The record is from RefSeq and is a predicted model, not a curated record.
GGAAAGGGGAAACUACGCGUGAAUGGCGAAGGCAGGUAUCAUGACGUCGAUGACGAUGAUUGGAGCUUUGGCCCUUGUCCCUGCCUUAGCGCGCAUGACGAGGACGCGCCGAGGUCCACUUUGUCGGGAGUCCGUCACCUCUGAUCAGAGCUACCCCACGUUCUAUCGAUCUCUCUCAGGAUACUCUAGACCAAACUCAUCAUGGCUCACAAGGCGCCGUUGGUUGUUCCUGCACUCAAGCGACACACGGCCACUGUCAUCGUGGCACAUGGACUGGGUGACAGCGGGGCUGGCUGGAUAUUCCUCGCGGAGAACUGGCGCAGGCGCAGCAAGUUCGAGGAGGUCUCCUUCAUCUUCCCUAAUGCGCCAAACAUUCCAAUCACGCUGAACAUGGGCAUGAGCAUGCCAGGAUGGUACGACAUCAAGUCGCUCAGCACGCUAGAUGACCGGGACGAAGACGAAAAGGGCAUCGUCGAAUCCCAAAAAUACUUCCACUCCCUUAUCGACCAAGAAGUCGCAAAAGGCAUACCCGCGAACCGCGUAGUCGUUGGAGGCUUCUCGCAAGGAGGUGCCAUGUCGCUGCUGUCCGGUGUGACUUACAAAGAACAGCUCGGAGGUAUCUUUGGCCUGAGCUGCUACCUGCUACUGCAGAAGAAGAUCAAAGACAUGAUUCCGACUGAGAACCCCAACCAGAAGACGCCCAUCUUCAUGGGCCACGGCGACGCCGACCAAGUGGUUGCGCACAAGUGGGGCAAGCUGAGCGCGGACGAGCUCGAGAAGCACGGGUUCAAGGUCGACUUCAGGACUUACAAGAACCUGGUGCAUUCCGCCGACCCAGAUGAGAUCGAUCACCUCGAGUCCUACCUCAACCAGCAAAUACCUGCUCUCGGCGACAAGUCAGAGCUCUGACUCUCUCAUCCUUCCCCGAUCAUGUCGACCGAAGCGACGACAACUCUGGUGCUUAUGAUUACACUGGCCAUUGCUUGGUUUGCGUCGUACAAGCGUGAUGCUAUACUAAGGCCGCAUGAUGAGACGGACUGGCACGGGCAUUGAGCUACAUAUAAUGAUUGGGGACAUAUG